Messenger RNA from Symbiodinium pilosum, 780 nucleotides. The record is from the annotation of a GenBank genome assembly. Lineage: Eukaryota; Dinophyceae; Suessiales; Symbiodiniaceae.
AUGGGGCUCCGGGACCUCAAGAGGCCCCGAAGACUGGUGGGCCUUGAAAUCGUCAGCGAGGUUAUUCACGUGGAGGACGACAGCACGUGCUGCAUCAUGCUCCUGACAGAAGGGAUGUCAGAAGUCACGGAGGCACAGAUUGCGGAGGCCGUCUCGAUGCACAAAGGCAAGCCCAAGGCAGCCUGUCUACGUGUAGCCCACGGUGCCUCAACCUCCAACAGGAAAAAGGAGAUGUCAUCGUCAGAGCAGGCAAGAGCAGUCGGAGCGUUGGCUGCUUUCGUCGAUGUCAACGAUGACAUCAUCACGCAAGCAGCAGACCAGGCGCAGGCAACAAAGCGGUUAAGGACAGCAGACGGGAGACUUCUGCCAUCGGCAAAGCCACCGUCCAGGAUCCGAAUCGGGCACAUUCUUCUGAAGUGCCAACCAGCUAGUGGAAUUGCUCCAUCUGAUCCACAGGCACGGAGAGCCGCCCCAGCGGACCGGACCCAGGCAGAUGCGGAAGCACAGCUUUUGAAGCUGCUAGAGGUUCUGCACGAAGCCUACAACAAGGGCCCAGAAGCUGGUGCCGGCAAGCGCUUGACGACAAAGUUCGCAGAGCUCGCCAAGGAACAUUCCGACUGCAAGUCUGCGACAGCGGGAUCGUUGUCUGAUUUAGGAUGGAUCACCCAGGGCCAGCAGGGGAAGGAAUUUGAUGCGGCAGCAUUCGAGCUCCCCGUCGGUGGUCUCAGUGACAUUAUUGUCACUCAGCGUGGUGUCCAUAUACUUCACCGCCUCGCGUAA